Molecule: messenger RNA, 521 nt
Organism: Neurospora crassa OR74A
Lineage: Eukaryota; Fungi; Ascomycota; Sordariomycetes; Sordariales; Sordariaceae
Exons: 1
Coding region: 15-521 (168 amino acids)
Source: RefSeq, a predicted model, not a curated record
GAGGACUUGGACAAAUGCCGGUGGUGCCCAAGGGACAACACCUGGAAGAUCCAGGUUGGUGGACGUUGGUGGACGUUGGUCUUCUCGGGCAUACAUUCCACUUCUGUGUUUGCUCUGCCGGUGGGUUUCACCAAGACUCUGGCAGCAUGCCAGUGUUGACCGCCAGGAAUAGGGACUGUCCCACGGAAGAGAUGAAGUGUAGUUGGCUGGAUGUGAUGGGUGAUGCGGAUGGCCGUCGGUGUCGGAAAACAGAAUGGGUGGGGAGGUUGUGUUGCACAGAGACACGGGAAGCGAACUCCCGCCAGCAAGCCUCGGCGAGAGACGUUGCGGGGAUGGGAGGCAGGGGCCCCGCUGCCCCCGCCACACUUACUGGACAUCGUCAAAGGAUCCAUGUUCCACACUGCCACAUCCGCAAUUCUCCACAGUUCCCGUUCCUCGCCGGACAGCACUCCGUCUUCAUCCGUCCAUGCCGCAACAGCCGUCAACCAUCUCCCGGCGAUACGAUAUCGCCCUGUGAUUAA